Messenger RNA from Colletotrichum chrysophilum, 417 nucleotides. RefSeq lists its product as uncharacterized. The annotation marks the transcript as partial. NCBI's taxonomy places the organism in Eukaryota, Fungi, Ascomycota, Sordariomycetes, Glomerellales, Glomerellaceae. The record is from RefSeq and is a predicted model, not a curated record. The transcript has a single exon.
UUCACCAUGCGGUUCCUCAAUAUCACCACCCCCGUCUGCCUCCUCCUCGCCGCUCUCUCUGCGACCGUAACCGCCUGCGACGGCUACCUCUUCUGCCACUGCUACAACUCCGAUGGCAAGCCCAAUGACGUCGCGACCCAAACGGUCUGCGACCGAUUCCCCAAAGACCAAUCGAAAAUGAUCGACGUCAAUAAAUGGUCCGACGGCGCAAAGGAAUGCCAGUACGCCGGUCCCAAAUUCACCCCCCAUGAUCCCCGCCGCCCCCGCGGUGACGUGAAGGCCUACGGCUUCGGCAACUGCGACUGGCGGGUGAUGUGUCAAGCCGCCGGUGCCACCGGCAAAGAUUCCAGUUGCAGGGAUACACCGCCUGCAGGCCCAGAGAGUUACAAUGGAAUUGAAAUCGUCCGUCAUAACUAG